AUGUCCCACUCAGGCGCGGCAGUCUUCAAAAAAGUUUCUGGUAUCUUGACGAUCAAUGAGGAUGCGUCACCUGCAGAGCUCUUAUGGCGUUCCACUGAUGGAGAUAAGGCACACAAAGUGGUGCUUAAUACUAUCGAUAAACUGCAAGCGACACCUGCCUCUAGCGAGAAGAUGAUGCUGCGGCUCAUAGGCAAAAUAGACGAGUCGAAAAAACGGAAAGAUAGCGAAGGAAACGAAAUUAAACCCAGCGCGCCCAGCCAUGUGUUCUCUUUCAAUAACCGAACAGUGAUGGACAACAUCAAGGACACGCUUCAGCUUAUUAUCGCGCGCUACAAAGAUGAAGAGGUGUUCGAAGAGAAGAAAAGGAAAGAAUCCAGCAUGGCGCCGGCAUCUUCUGAUUCACAACCAUUGAUCAAUACUUCUAGUCUGGACGACUCUUUGUCCCGCGAAAAACUGCUGACGAACCUCAAACUGCAGCAAUCACUGCUGAGAGAGAAUAAAACUCUGAUGAGGACGUUCCAGGAGGCAGUUAUCAAUGCUGGCCUCCCACCAGACGAGUUUUGGUCCACAAGAGUUCCCUUACUUCGUGCUUUUGCCCUCACAACAUCUCAAAGGACAGGUCCCUAUAAUGUGCUUUCCACGAUCAAACCAGUGGCCUCUUCUGAUAACAAAGUGAAUGUGAGCGUCUCACGCGAGAAAAUCCUGACAAUCUUUCAGACAUACCCCAUUGUUAAAAAGGCUUACGACGACAGCGUUCCCAAAAAUUUCAAAGAGCAGGAGUUCUGGGCGAGGUUUUUCUCUUCAAAACUUUUCCGAAAGCUUCGCGGGGAAAGGAUAAUGCAAAGUAAUCGUGGUGACUUGAUUAUCGAUCGUUAUUUAACGCUAGAUCAAGAAUUUGAUAGGAAAGAUGACAUAUUACUCCAGCACCCUGUCAAAAAGCUUUUGGAUCUGGAAGGUAAUGACCAGGACGAUCCAGAACGCCGAGGCAACAACCCUGACUUUACAAUGAUGCCUGGAGUUGAUCCCAAUGGUAAUAGUGACGGUGUCGUUGACAUCCUGAAAGGUAUGAAUCGUCUGAGCCAAAAGAUGAUUAAAUCCCUGGAAAACGAGUAUUCAAGAGUAAACCUUCUCGCCGAAGAUGUGGACAAAGAAGAGAGAGAAGAACUUAUGUUCAGCGAUCUUGAAGAAGCUGAAGAAGCGACCUACUUGGAGAUAAAAGUCAAGCAAAGAAAGGCAGUGGACAAGGACUCGCUUCCGAGUGUAAAUGGAACGGCAGGGUCCGCAGUGGGUAGAAAUGAGAUACAGCACCAAGUUGAGACUGUUUUAGAUAGACUGACAAAAUCCAUCGACCUGACAGAAGUCAGUAAGGAUGGUAAAAAUAUCAACAAUGAGGUGAAUCAAAACGUAAUACGAGCGGUUAAGAUAAAUUCCAAACAAGCGAAAAAUACCAAUAUGAGCGCAGUGCUGGGCGCUACGACAGGCCUAACUUCUGUGGGUGAUGCACCCGAAGUUAAAUCACAGCUGCCGCCGGAUUUGCUGGAGAGCUGUCGAGUGCUUCAUAGUACGUGCUGCGAGUUUUUGAAGCAUUUUUACAUACACUUUCAAAGUGGUGAGCCGCGACAAGCUGCGGCUGUGAAGAAGCUUUACAAUUACUUGAAGCAAUGUUUGGACAAAAUUACAUUACUUUUAAGCCAGGUGGAGAAAGACGAAAAUGCGGAGCGGGACGGUUUAGUAGGACAUUGCAAAGCCUAUUUGAAAUCUGUUUUGGAUGCUUUGAAUCUGGCAAUAGGGAAGUACGAAGGUGCAGUUGCUGAUGCGGAAAAUGCAAAGUCCAGAAAAGUUGCAUAG
Molecule: messenger RNA, 1848 nt
Organism: Lachancea meyersii CBS 8951
Lineage: Eukaryota; Fungi; Ascomycota; Saccharomycetes; Saccharomycetales; Saccharomycetaceae
Source: the annotation of a GenBank genome assembly